This is a messenger RNA of Aureobasidium melanogenum CBS 110374, 270 nucleotides long. RefSeq lists its product as uncharacterized. The annotation marks the transcript as partial. The transcript has a single exon. The record is from RefSeq and is a predicted model, not a curated record. Lineage: Eukaryota; Fungi; Ascomycota; Dothideomycetes; Dothideales; Saccotheciaceae.
AGCAUUUCUUUCACGUACGGCCACAGUCAGCUGAAAACUGGGCAUCCCGUCCGCUCUGCCAUACAUAAGCAGUUGAACGGCAGAUUAGUACUACGGUGGGUGACCACGUGGGAAUUCCUACUGCUGUACGUUUUGUUUUUUUUCCUACCUUCUCCUGCUUGCUUAAUCUUUGCUUUGUCUUCACUUGUGCCAACUGUAAGUAAAUUUCUCUGUCUCACAUCUUUCAAAGCAAGAAAGCUAGCCGAAGUCAUGAAUAUCUUGCAUUUUUGA